Molecule: messenger RNA, 3555 nt
Organism: Lacerta agilis (Sand lizard)
Lineage: Eukaryota; Metazoa; Chordata; Lepidosauria; Squamata; Lacertidae
Gene: LONRF1
Product: LON peptidase N-terminal domain and ring finger 1
Exons: 12
Coding region: 232-2439 (735 amino acids)
Molecular function (GO): metal ion binding; protein binding
Source: RefSeq, a predicted model, not a curated record
GUGCGGUUGAGGGGACUUGAAAAGAGGGCGGAGCCUCCCGCGAGCGCGCUCAACCGCCAACAACGUCCGAAAAAGGCAGCGCCUGUCAAGAGGAAGGAGGGAGUUGGGGGCGCGCACGCCCGGCCUCGUCAACCGCCAGCCGGCUCCGUCGUCGGUGCUGUUACCUCAGAGAAGCGGCGGCGCUUGGGGUCGCGCGCCACACCCCCUCUGGUGAGCCGGACGGGAGUGGAAAUGGCGUCCUCGCCGGUUCCUGAGUCGGCCCCAGAGCCGGGGGGCAGCGGCACCCAUUCGGAGCGGGAGCUGCUUCUACGUCGCGGGGAGCUCCUGGCGCUGGGCAACCACCUGAAAGAGGCUCUGGAGACUUACUCGGCGGCGCUGCGCCUGGGCUCGCCCAGCUCCCGCCGCCGCCUGGGCGCGCUGGUGGACUGCCUGGUACUGCACUACCGCCUCCGGCAGAGCGGCGAGAGAGCGGUCGACGCGCCGAGGGAAGGCGGCGGAGAGAGAGCGGCGGCGGAGCAACCGCAGGGGACCGCCGCCCGGGAACACUGUUCCUCCGCGGCGGCGGGGCUCUUCCGCUGCCCCGGCUGCGAGGGCUUCCUGGGCGAGCCGGUGGUGGCGCCGUGCGGGCACGCCUACUGCCGCCGCUGCGUCCACGAGCACCUCCGCGCCCGCUGCCGCCGUUGCGGGGACCCGCUGGCUUCGUCGCCCGUCGCCGUCGCCCUGGGACACCUGGCGGAGAAGUGGUUCCCGGAGGAGUGCAAGAGGGCUCGCACCUGGCGGCGCCUCGGAGAGAUGCUCGUGCAAGGGCAGCUGCGGGAAGCCAGCGAAGCCGCCAGCCAGGCCCUCGAAGAGGAUCCUAGUGAUUUGAUACUACGGGUUUAUAGAGCUGAAUCCUAUGCUGGCCUCCAAGAAUUUAAAUCUGCCCUGGAUGACCUGAAUGCUGUUACUGCUAAAAUGCCAAAUUGGUCUGAGGUCUACUUUCGGAGAGCAAGAAUACUUAAUAAUGCUGGGUCUAAAGAUGAUGCCUUACAGCUCCUUCUUCAUUGCCUAGCCCUUGAUGAAGAAUUUAUUCCAGCAAAACUAGAAGUUGAGAAGAUGCUGUGUGAUUUGUUAUCACCAGAAAGUGUGAGAAAGAGUCUGAAGGAAUCUGCUAUGAAUUCUUCACAUGUUCGAAUUAAACCAUUUAUACAUGGUUCUGAAAUGGAAGAGUCUUGUGAAAAUUUGCAGCAUAGUUCAGAGCCAGAUUUAGAAAUGCAAGAGCCUGUUGGAGGAAGCCUGCAUCGUGCACAGUCUGCCCAUUCUCUCAAUUCAACAGAAAUAAAUGCCAAAGACGAUGGAUUAAAAAGGGUUUCUUCUGAACCUCUGCUUUCCAGCCAAGAUAAAGGUGCUUUAUUAAAAAGAAAGUGGUCCCUUUCAGAACAAGAUGUUAAAGUUAUUGAAGAUGGAAGGAAUAAACAUAAAAAACAAGGAGAAACUACAAAAAGGGACGCCACCUUCCCAUUCAAUUAUGGACCAGUUCCAGAGGAUUUGAUUGAUGUUUCAGACUUUGAGUGUUCAUUGUGUAUGAGGCUUUACUUUCAUCCUGUGACGACACCCUGUGGCCAUACUUUCUGUAAGAAUUGUUUAGAACGAUGUUUAGACCAUUCUCCUCAGUGUCCUCUCUGUAAAGAAAGCUUAAAAGAGUAUUUGGCAAGUAGAAAAUAUAGAAUUACACAGCUGCUGGAAGAACUAAUAGUAAAAUAUUUACCUGCUGAGCUAUCAGAGAGAAAAAGAAUUAAUGAUGAAGAAACAGCUGAAUACUCAAGCUUGACUAAGAAUGUUCCAAUCUUCGUUUGCACUAUGGCCUAUCCAACUGUGCCUUGUCCCCUCCAUGUGUUUGAGCCAAGGUAUCGACUGAUGAUUCGAAGGAGUGUAGAAACAGGGACAAAACAAUUUGGGAUGUGUAUCAGUGACCCUAAAAAUGGCUUUGCAGAUUAUGGCUGCAUGCUGUACAUUAGAAGCCUUGACUAUCUCCCAGAUGGACGGUCUGUUGUUGAUACAGUUGGAUUUAGAAGAUUCAGAGUUCUGCAAAGAGGGAUGAAGGAUGGCUACUACACUGCAGACAUUGAGUAUCUAGAAGAUAUAAAGGUUGAAGAUGAAGGUGAGAUGAAGAAACUUGGAGUGCUCCAUAAUUUUGUAUAUAGCCAAGCUUGCAGUUGGUUCCAAAGCUUAAGAAACAAAUUUCGUAGCCAAAUACUUCAGCACUUUGGUCCAAUGCCAGAGAGGGAAGGAAACAUACAGGGAAUGGCUAAUGGACCUGCAUGGUGUUGGUGGCUUCUAGCUGUCCUGCCUGUGGACCCUAGAUAUCAGCUUUCUGUGCUGUCUAUGAGAUCUUUGAGAGAACGACUAAUAAAAAUUCAAGAUAUAUUGAUGUAUUUCUCUAGAGACCAGUCCAAAUGACUGACUGUCCGGAUCUAGCUGAAACAAUACCCUAUUCUAGCUGUAACUAAGUACAGCUGGAGUUCUUGCAGCAUUUGCACUUUUAGUACUGGUCUGAGAACUGUAUCAGAACUGCUUUCUUUCUUCCUUUAUUAAUCAGUUCUUCACAUGGGUCCCCUCAACUUGAAGGGCACCACUAAAAUUGCACACAGAAAAAUUAAAUCCAGAAAAAACUAUGGGAAAAUUCUACUUUAUUUGCACUAUAUACAAGUGAGAAUGUAUCAUCCUAUGAUGUAUUUCCACUGAUUGCAUUGAAAAGUGCAAGAUUUAAAAAUGUCCAAGUUUACAAUAUUAAGGAUGCAUUCAAAAUCUUGCAAAUCAGAACUUGCCUCUGAUACAGCACCCUGUUGCUAUUUGCACAAAGUAUUUAAAACAUAGUAUUGAAUGUUGCUAAAAAAAACAUCUGUUUUGUGAGUGUCUUAACUAUAAAUAUGGCACAAGUUAACUUCCUUGCAUACUUUCAAAAUAAAAACAAUUGUAUGAAUUUGGAGCCAUGUUAAAGAACAAUUGAAAAAUAGGUUGGUCAAGAAGUUAUUGAAACUGUGAACACAUUACCUAUAACUGUGCAUUGUGAGAGACUGGAUUAGAUACAGAUGACUACUAGAUGACUCUUUGGAGUGGUUGCUUUGAGCACUAGUCUUUCCAAUACAUAACAAAAAUAUGAUUUAAUGCACUAAGCAUACAACAGUGAUUCCUAAACUUCUCUGACAAAUGAGCAGAUUUGAAAAUACUAUCAGUGACUGCUUCUCUUUGCUCCAUGAGUCAGCUGCAGCUCACUCACCAUACCCUUCUAGGCAACUCAUGAAAGUUUGGGAACUACUGAAGCAUUGCUACAAAAGUUAAGGGUCUAACUAGUUUUUGAAAGUUCAAAAACAUUUGGUGCAAAUAGGACUUCCAUGCCUUAUUCAUAUCGCUAUUACACAGCAAUGCAAAGGUUAGCAUUCUGCUUGCCAAUAGGUACUUUUGUAGUUUUGUUUGUGAAUGUCUGACUUGUAUGUGAAAUCAUUUUGUAAAACUCUUGCUUUUGCUAAUAUUUAAUUUUCAAUAAACCUAAAACUUUUAUUUUUUUUUAACUUA